Messenger RNA from Glycine soja, 1651 nucleotides. Its product is annotated as scopoletin glucosyltransferase-like. Lineage: Eukaryota; Viridiplantae; Streptophyta; Magnoliopsida; Fabales; Fabaceae. The coding region runs from base 97 to 1542 and encodes 481 amino acids. The record is from RefSeq and is a predicted model, not a curated record. The transcript has a single exon. Gene Ontology annotation, molecular function: UDP-glycosyltransferase activity.
CAAAUAGAACAUAUUGGUGGGAGUGGGUAUAUAUAGAGUAGUAGUAUUUGUGAAGCAAGAAGAAUAAAAAUUGUUAGUGGUAGUGGGCGGGGGAAUAUGGAUGGGGAACUACACAUAAUGUUAUUUCCGUUCCCAGGUCAGGGGCACUUGAUACCAAUGAGUGAUAUGGCGAGAGCAUUUAAUGGAAGAGGGGUGAGGACAACCAUAGUGACCACUCCACUCAACGUAGCCACUAUUCGUGGAACGAUAGGAAAAGAGACAGAGACAGAUAUAGAAAUCCUGACGGUGAAAUUCCCUAGUGCAGAGGCUGGUUUACCUGAGGGAUGCGAAAAUACAGAGUCAAUCCCCUCCCCUGACUUGGUACUGACUUUCUUAAAGGCAAUCAGGAUGUUGGAAGCCCCCUUGGAACACCUACUCCUUCAACACCGUCCUCAUUGCCUUAUAGCCAGUGCUUUCUUCCCUUGGGCAUCUCAUUCCGCCACUAAACUCAAAAUCCCCAGGCUUGUCUUUCAUGGCACCGGUGUCUUCGCCUUAUGUGCCUCUGAAUGCGUCCGACUCUACCAGCCUCACAAGAAUGUUUCUUCUGACACCGACCCCUUUAUCAUUCCUCAUCUUCCGGGAGACAUCCAGAUGACAAGGCUGUUGUUGCCCGAUUACGCUAAAACCGAUGGAGAUGGAGAAACUGGCCUCACAAGAGUCUUGCAGGAAAUAAAGGAAUCAGAGCUCGCAAGCUACGGGAUGAUUGUUAAUAGCUUUUACGAACUGGAGCAGGUGUACGCAGAUUAUUAUGACAAGCAGCUGCUACAGGUACAGGGAAGGAGGGCGUGGUACAUAGGUCCUCUUUCCCUGUGCAACCAAGACAAAGGCAAGCGAGGAAAGCAAGCUUCCGUUGACCAAGGAGACAUUUUGAAGUGGCUGGACUCCAAGAAAGCAAAUUCGGUGGUGUACGUUUGUUUUGGAAGCAUAGCCAACUUCAGUGAAACUCAGCUGAGAGAAAUAGCGAGGGGGCUUGAGGAUUCGGGGCAACAAUUCAUAUGGGUUGUGAGGAGAAGCGACAAAGACGACAAGGGGUGGCUUCCAGAGGGGUUUGAGACAAGAACGACAAGUGAAGGGAGAGGAGUGAUUAUAUGGGGUUGGGCACCCCAAGUGCUAAUUCUGGACCAUCAAGCUGUGGGAGCCUUUGUCACACACUGUGGAUGGAAUUCCACGCUCGAAGCAGUGUCGGCGGGGGUCCCCAUGCUCACCUGGCCCGUCUCUGCAGAGCAAUUCUACAAUGAAAAGUUUGUGACCGAUAUACUUCAAAUCGGGGUCCCUGUUGGUGUUAAAAAAUGGAAUAGAAUUGUGGGGGACAACAUAACCAGUAACGCGCUUCAGAAGGCACUCCAUCGUAUAAUGAUAGGGGAAGAAGCAGAGCCUAUGAGAAACAGAGCACACAAACUGGCGCAAAUGGCAACAACGGCGCUCCAACACAAUGGAUCAUCUUACUGCCACUUCACUCAUUUGAUACAACACCUUCGCUCCAUUGCAAGCCUUCAAAAUUAACUCCCCCAUCCCUUUACCCUCGCAAUCAACUUUGCCUAAUAACUACUUCACAUCUCAAUGCAAAUAAAUUGAAUUGAAUUCGUGAUAUUCUUCAAAGUUUAUUUUAAAA